This is a messenger RNA of Hippopotamus amphibius kiboko, 2022 nucleotides long. RefSeq names its product REC8 meiotic recombination protein (gene REC8). Bases 139 to 1908 code for a protein of 589 amino acids. Lineage: Eukaryota; Metazoa; Chordata; Mammalia; Artiodactyla; Hippopotamidae. The record is from RefSeq and is a predicted model, not a curated record. Gene Ontology annotation, cellular component: synaptonemal complex; cohesin complex. Gene Ontology annotation, molecular function: protein binding; chromatin binding. The transcript has 20 exons. Gene Ontology annotation, biological process: synaptonemal complex assembly; replication-born double-strand break repair via sister chromatid exchange; mitotic sister chromatid cohesion.
CCGGUCUGGGUUGCCCGCGGCUGCUCCGGUCGUGGAGCUCUGCAUCUGCAACCUGGAACCCAGCCCGCAAGGCUGCAAAUUAGGAUUGAGAUCCGAACGGAAGAGUGGUGUAAACGAGGGUGAAACCCCGGAGGGACCAUGUUCUACUAUCCCCAUGUGCUUCAGCGCCACACCGGUUGCUUCGCCACCAUCUGGCUGGCAGCGACGCGCGGCACCCGGUUGGUGAAGCGCGAAUACCUGAAGGUGAACGUGGUGAAAACCUGCGAGGAAAUCCUCAAUUACGUGCUGGUACGAGUGCAGCCCCCGCUGCCUGGUCUCCCGCGGCCCCGCUUCUCCCUCUACCUCUCAGCCCAGCUCCAGAUCGGCGUCAUCCGAGUCUACUCUCAACAAUGCCAGUACCUUGUAGAGGACAUCCAGCACAUCCUGGAGCGCCUGCACCGGGCCCAGCUGCAGAUCCGCAUUGAUAUGGUGGAGACUGAGCUACCUAGCCUGCUGCUGCCUGAUCACUUGGCCAGGAUGGUGACUCUGGAAGGUGCUCCAGACCCCUUUUUUGGGAUGAUGUCUGUGGAUCCCAGUCUGCCCGGUCCCUUCAGUAUCCCUCAGAUUCGACACCUCUUAGAGGCCGUGACCCCAGAGAGAGUUCUUGAAGAGAUCCCUCCUGAAGUCCCUACAGAGCCUGGGGAGCCAGAGAGGAUUCUGGUCACUGCUGUGUCUCCCGAGGCCAUCACGCUCCGGGAGGUGGAACCCAUACGGAUGCUGAAGAUUGAGGGUGAACUGGAACUCCCAGAGGUCACCCGCCGAGACCUGGAGCUGCUGAUCGCGGAGGAGGAGGAAGCCAUCUUGUUAGAGGAGCGUCCGCCAGGCAAGCCCAUCCGGCCACGUAGGGCCCGCCCGGCGCUGGAUGAAGCCAAAGAGGAGCCCCGGGCCCCAGAGCGGGAGAUUGCAGUCCCGCCGCCCUCACCUCUAGUUCUUGCACCGGUGGAAGAGGCAGCAGAGCCACUUCCUGUCGCCCCUGAAGAGCUGAAGCCGGCAGCCUGGGAGCCUGAGGCCCCGCUUCCUGAGGUGACGCCCCCCCCGCCGGAGCUGCGCCUGCCGCCCCCAGUCAGCCCAGAGCGGAGGCCCCCCGUCCCCCCACCUCCUCGCCGCCGCCGCCGCCGCCAGUUAUUGUUCUGGGACAAGGAGACCCAGAUAUCCCGGGAGGAAUUCCAAGAACAAAUGCAGACCAGGGCCCACUGCUGGGAGUGUCCAAUGGUGCAGCCUCCCGAGAGGAUGACCGCGAGCCCCGCGACGCUGUUCGGAGCCCCAACUCACCCCGGCGGGCUCCCCCAAGAACUGCUGGCUUUCUGGACCCGCUGUGCCCAGCCACCCCCGAGAGCACUCAGGCGAAGGCCGCUCCCGAAGCCUGAAGAGGUUGAGAGGGAGGCAGUAGCCGAAGAGGAAAGGAGAAAGGUUGAAACUCCGAGCGACAUCGAGGCCCUGCGGGAGGCCCUGGAGCCCAGCGUGCCCCUCAUGGUGUCUUUAGAGCUCUCCCUCGAAGCAGCGGAGGAGGAGAAGCCCCGCGUCAGCCUCGUCCCCCCGGAGGAGCGGUGGGCCUGGGCCGAGGUGGAGCGGCCGGAGCUCCCCGCGUUGCCCGUGGUGCCCGAGCUGCCGGAGCUGCCCAUGGAGCUGCCCCCGGAGCCCGAGCUGCUCUCGCUGGAGGCCGUGCACAGGGCAGUGGCACGGGAGCUGCAGGCCAAAAGGGAGCCUGACUUUAGCAGCCUGGUGCCACCUCUCAGUCCCCGCAGGAUGGCCGCCCGGGUCUUCUACCUGCUCCUGGUGCUCGCCGCGCAGCAGAUCCUUUGUGUGAAACAAGAGGAGCCAUACGGGCGCCUCCUGAUCCAGCCGGGGCCCCGAUUCCACUUCAGUUAGAGCCCAUUCAGAAAGCUGCCAGGCAGCCAGCUACGUUAAACUAUGUUCUGCCUGACGUCUGAACCUGCAUCUCUAUCCUUCCUGCUCCCAGAGCUACUGUUCAAGCAGAAAAUA